UACACGGACACGUGGACAAUUGAAAUCCAGAUAUUCACAUCGUCGACAUUCACGUUGUCCCAACUCCGUAACUUCCAACCCCACGAAGAAAUCCAAAGGACGCGCGGCAGACACCACUGCCAAAGCGAUGUUGACACGUAGCCAUCAUCUGGACGCGCCUCCCUCAACCUUUUCCCCACCGUCAACUGCUUUAGCGACACCAACUCAGUUCAAAACAUUCCAGAUUUGGCUCAAGUACCAACUGCCAGAUUCUUCUAUCCCACCAAACCCUAGCCCGAAAUCCCCAACAUUCCUCGAUCCCCCAUCAUGCCACAUCCUCCCCUCAAGGCUGUGACUCUCACACACGUCCGCUACCAGAGAGGCGACCGCUUCGGUCAUUUCCUCGCAUGGGUCUCACUCGUCCCCGUCUUCAUCAGCCUUGGCGGCUUCGUCUCUCAUUUCAUCUUUCGCCGAGAGCUUCAGGGCAUGUGCUUCGCUCUGGGUUUACUGAUUUCCCAAUUCAUCAACGAAGUCAUUAAGAAAUCGGUCCAGCAAGCGCGGCCGGAGACGUGUGCGUUGCUCGAGAUGUGCGAUUCGCACGGAUGGCCAUCCAGUCACUCACAAUACAUGUUUUUCUUUGCGGUGUAUUUCACUCUGUUGAGCUAUAAGGGGAUUGUGCUUCUUACUGGGAAAUACAGAUGGAUUGCGAGUUUCGCUUGGUGGUUACUGGCCGUGCUGACUAUGUAUUCUAGAGUUUAUUUGGGGUACCACACUGUGGCUCAGGUGUUUGCUGGGGCCACUUUGGGGAUUAUUCUUGGGGCGGUGUGGUUUUGGGUGGUGAAUUCCGUGCUUUUUCGUUACUUUCCGGUCAUUGAAGAAAGCGAAUUUGGCAGGUGGUUUUAUAUAAAGGAUACUUCUCACAUACAUAAUGUGUUGGAGUUUGAAUAUGAAAAGGCGAGAGCUGCUCGGAAAGAUAUGAAUUGCAAAAGUGAUUGAUCCAUUGAUCGGCGGAGGAUCUUUUGGCAGGUAAAAUAAUCCAGGAUUUUUUGUCUUGGCAUCUACAAGAAGACACCGGUACGCUAAAUGACUGCUGCUAUUGUUUGAAUCAUUUCCUUAAGAAAAAGCAUUGGGAAGCCGGCAGCUGGAGCAGAAAAGUAGCUACUGAUUUAUUUUGGGCACAUAUUGAGAUACUUGCAGAUGAUGUGUAGUAUUGGAAGAACGGUUCUUGGUAGAGAAACAUGAUUCUAUCAUGGUCUAUGAAUUUGAGGGCUGAGAACCAUGGUUCUCUUUUGAAACCUGGGGAGAUUUGAGAACGUAUAGAUUACUUUUCAAGAAAGCAUAUUCUAAAUUAAA
Vitis vinifera (wine grape) is the source of this 1332-nucleotide messenger RNA. Its product is annotated as lipid phosphate phosphatase gamma. The record is from RefSeq and is a predicted model, not a curated record. The transcript is spliced from 2 exons. Lineage: Eukaryota; Viridiplantae; Streptophyta; Magnoliopsida; Vitales; Vitaceae. Gene Ontology annotation, biological process: protein N-linked glycosylation; lipid biosynthetic process. Gene Ontology annotation, molecular function: dolichyldiphosphatase activity. Gene Ontology annotation, cellular component: intracellular membrane-bounded organelle; endoplasmic reticulum membrane. The coding region runs from base 307 to 975 and encodes 222 amino acids.